UUUUAACUUUUGUUUCACACCGUCAAAUUCCGGGACGCGAUAAUUCUUAUUUCUCACGUUCUUCUCCAUCACUUUCCUCGAUCCAGACCAGAGCGAAGAGUGGGAAACUACACGCGGAUCGUGUUAGUGGAAGCGUAAUGUGAAUAAUUGGAAUGUUGAAAAAUUUGUGAAAAUUUUUGUGUAGAAUUUUGAAUUUCUCGAGGAAGAAGAAAUCGAAGCAUUCUUCGAUUCGAUUUUUGAAGUUGAGAGGAGAUGAUGGCUUCGGAUCCAAAACUGAAGGCUGAGAUCGGUCCCGAUGGCCUUGCAAGAGAAGCUCCUGUUAUUGCUUACACAGAGAAGAUAAUCGAGGCAGAGCAACUUCAGUUGAAGAAAUACAUUGAGGAGAACUAUACAAAAAUAAGGGAUGUCGAAAGGGAAUUUGGAAACCUCACAAUGGAAAUGAAACUCACGGCUGGACCUAAGAAAGCAGCACUGGAACACUUGAGAAAGAAAAUUGAAGCCUGUACGGAAAAGAUCCAUGCUGCAAAGUUGAAAGAAGAAGAAGCGCGAAAGGCAUUUGAAGCAGCAUCAAAAGUUGUGAAGGAUGAAGAAGCUAUCAAGCAGAGGCUUUGCGAAGAUUUAAACAGCCUGGUACAAGAAAGCAGCAAUACACAGUACGCCAGACUUGAGGAAUUGAAAAGAAGACUAGAAGCACUAAAUCCAAAUAGGUCAUCUACUUCUAUUCAGCAAGUCCUUGAACCGGAGACUAAAUCCGUAGUAGAAAGCUCACCAGCAGCAGCCAAUACUAAUCAGACUCACCAAGAAAAAGAAGAAAAUAACCACGGCAAGGAGGAGGGAGGCAAAGAACAAGGACAGAGGCCAGCAACAGCAGACGGAGAAUCAAAAGCGAAAAAGAAACCGCAGAUUCAAGGAAGGGGAAGAGGAAUCGGAAUCAUGAACAAAGGCAGAGGAGGUUGGACAGGAGCUGGAUUCGAUGUGGAUGGUAGAACUUAAAUUAUAUACAGUACACACGUCCUUUAUCAGAUCAGAAUUACGUCGCAUAUAUCAAUACCAAGUAAGUUCUCAUUCAUCGUUAAGCAUCGAUGGACCUGUUAGCUACAGAGAUACCUCUCAUUUGCUCUCAUAUACUUGUGUUACUGGAAAAGAUAAACCAUUCAAAUCAUAUUCAGCUUUU
Eutrema salsugineum is the source of this 1174-nucleotide messenger RNA. RefSeq lists its product as uncharacterized. The record is from RefSeq and is a predicted model, not a curated record. Lineage: Eukaryota; Viridiplantae; Streptophyta; Magnoliopsida; Brassicales; Brassicaceae. The transcript has 7 exons. Bases 253 to 993 code for a protein of 246 amino acids.